Molecule: messenger RNA, 3371 nt
Organism: Notothenia coriiceps (black rockcod)
Lineage: Eukaryota; Metazoa; Chordata; Actinopteri; Perciformes; Nototheniidae
Gene: fem1a
Product: fem-1 homolog a
Exons: 1
Coding region: 162-2015 (617 amino acids)
Molecular function (GO): protein binding
Source: RefSeq, a predicted model, not a curated record
CCAUCUUGACAGCACCCUCAAAAUGGCAGAAAGAUGUGAGCUAGAAACCGAGUCCAAACUAAGAUUCCUGCUGUCUGUUAUUUAAAACAGCACUCGCCAGUUUUUCCAUAAACGAGUGGUUAUGGGGUUGGUGCUCUACGCGGCAGUUUACAGCCAGUAAAAUGGAUAUACCGACGGCGGUUUUCAACGCGGCGAAAGAUGGUAAGCUGAAACUUAUCCAGAAGUUGCUGAGCAACAAAACUCCUGAGGAGCUGGAGGCUUUAGCCGAGGAGAAAACCCAGGGAGGAACUCCUCUGCUGAUAGCCUCUCGAUACGGACACUUAGAAGUUGCAGACUACCUACUUGAACAUUGUAAAGCAAAUGUUGAACUCGGGGGGGCUGUUAACUUUGACGGCGAGACCAUCGAGGGGGCUCCUCCGCUGUGGGCAGCCUCUGCCGCCGGUCACCUGCCUGUGGUGAAGACGCUACUGAAACACGGUGCCUCGGUGAACAACGCGACACUAACUAACUCAACGCCGCUCCGAGCUGCCUGCUUUGACGGCCACCUGGAGAUCGUCCGCUACCUGGUGGAGCACAAAGCUGACAUGGAGGUAGCCAACCGCCAUGGUCAUACCUGCCUCAUGAUCUCCUGUUACAAGGGCCACAAGGAGAUAGCCAAGUUCCUACUGGACCGCGGUGCAGAUGUCAACCGCAAGAGUGUCAAAGGGAACACCGCCCUGCACGACUGUGCGGAGUCAGGCAGUCUGGACAUCAUGAAGAUGCUGCUAAAGUGCAAUGCUCGCAUGGAGAGAGAUGGAUAUGGAAUGACCCCACUCCUCGCUGCAAGUGUUACAGGUCACACCAACAUUGUAGAAUAUCUGGCCCACCAGCCUCGCACCUCCAGAGAGGAACGAAUCGAUGCACUCGAACUCCUUGGGGCUACUUUUGUGGACAAAAAACGGGAUCUUUUGGGGGCGAUGAGGUACUGGAGAAGGGCCAUGGAGCUGAGACAACCAGGGGACAAAUGUGGAUCCCUAGCUAAGCCCCCACCUGGCCCUCCUAUCCCGGCCUAUGGCUGUGCACAGGAGGUGACAACUGCAGAGGAACUGGAAGCCUUGAUCACAGAUCCUGACGAAAUGAGGAUGCAGGCUUUGUUGGUAAGAGAACGCAUCCUGGGCCCAUCCCACCCAGACACCUCAUACUACAUCCGCUACAGAGGAGCUGUGUAUGCUGACUCCGGCAACUUUGAACGCUGCAUCAGCCUGUGGAAAUAUGCUUUAGACAUGCAGCAGAGCAACUUGGACCCUCUCAGUCCCAUGACAGCCUCCAGCUUCCUAUCCUUUGCAGAGCUUUUCUCUUUUGUACUUCAAGACCGGGCCAAAGGCACCCUGUCAACACGCGUCACUUUCCACGAUCUCAUGACAGUGCUGGUGAAAAGUGUGAGGGAAGUGGAGAGAGCGGUGGCCCAGAGGGACAACCCUCCAGAGGCUCCUCAGUUCACCAAAGCUCUCUCCAUCAUCCUGCACCUCAUCUUUCUGCUUGAGAAGCUUGAGUGCACCCCGGAGCAGGAGCACCAGAAGAAGCACACAGUGUAUCGCCUGCUGAAGCUGAACCCUCGAGGACGCAGUGGCUUUACUCCUCUCCACAUGGCUGUAGAUAAAGAGACCACCUCUGUGGGCCGCUACCCUGUGGGCCGCUUCCCCUCCCAGGCGGUGGCAGCGCUGCUCCUGGAGUGUGGCGCAGAUGUUGAUUCACGUGACAGUGAAAACAACACGCCUGUGCACAUUGCUGCUAACAACGGUUGUCCGGAGAUUAUGGCACUACUUAUGAAAGCCGGGGCUCACUUUGACGCUACAAAUGCAGAGAGGAAGACAGCCUACGAGCUGCUGGAUGAGCAGAGCAGCGGGCACCCGGCCCUCUACCCACUGAGCUACGUCACCCUUCAGUGCCUGGCGGCGCGUGCAAUUGAAAAGCACAGACUGCCCUACAGGGGACUCAUCUCUGAGGAGAUGGAGGCUUUCAUUGAACUGCACUGACUUGCACUACUGUCCCCUGAUGAGAAACCCCUGCACUGUUCUUCCUGUUGUCCACUAUGACCUGGCACAAACUUCCCUCUCCACACCAAGCUCCUCAUCUUUGUCUCCUUUUGGCCCCUGCUUUGCUCCUGGCCCCACCAACCUUGUGUCACACCAAACCAUAGCAAUAGAUAUCUGGCUAUCUGUGGUCAGUUAUCACUCAAUCGUAACACUUAAGUCACAUGGACUUUACAUUUUUGUAGUGCUAUUUAAAGCUGGGUGAAACUUCAAUUUGUUAUAGGCUUUAAUGCGUUUCCCUUAAAAAAGAGACUGGUGGUGCUGGUGUGUGUUUAGUGGUGGCUGGACUGUAUGAAAGAUGUUUAAAUUGUACUGCAUCUGAUCAAACCAGCCAGAUAACAUGCAUGAAGAUGAAUAGUGAAUAUCAUCUGCUAUUUUUCUUUGAAAUUGGAAGGUGUUUGAAUUUGCAGUGCCAAAUGUCAGCUAUGUUCCGUUACAGACUGCAAAGUGAUGGCAAAAUGAAAAGUACCAAAGUUAUUAUCCUUAUUAUUUACGAGCAAAAGUAAUGACAUAAGGAUCAGGAACUCAAGUUCGGAAAGGACAAAGAGCUUGUAUUUAUUGUUUAGCGAACACUCCCAGUCUCCACACAUGUUUACCUAUGCAGUUUGUUGAUAUUCCAGCCAAUGUUUUUAAGCAAAGAAUUCACUACAUUAACAGAAUUUACAUUGGAUUGUUAUCCAGUAUUUGGCUCAAACCUGGGGCGGCCUCUUUGAUGAGGAAAUGUUAUCUUUUUAAUUUAUGAAUGUUUUCUUAAAACUUCUGCCUAUGUCUGAAUGAGCACUUUUUAAACUAAAGCCCAAAGAUGUGCCUACAUCUCUUCUGGGUUAUUUCAACAUCGCCAAAGAUAUUCAGUUCACUCAGUCAAAGAAGCAUCUUCAGAAUUAGGCCGUUUUGUGAAGAUAAAACAGCUUAAGCCCCUUUUUGUUUUAUUCCUAUGGGGUUAAAGUCACAUGUUAACUGUCUGAGAUCAUGUGUAAAUUCUGGUUUGGAGUGAAUUUUCCCUUUAACCUCAGAUGCAGUUCACAGAAAUGGAACUGGCAGUUCCUGCAUCUUAGUCUUAUUGUAAUUGUUCUUUUGUUCAUCUUGUGUUAUCAUGAAUGUUUGGUCAGUCAUUCGUCUGUGCUAAGCACCACCAAGUUGAAUGCACACCGAGAGGCUCUAAAUCCAAAAUGGACAACUCCCAUUCAGGCUUUGAACUGAUGCUGCCUUUUUCUUCUCAACUGAUUCGUUUAACUGAUGGUAACUCGAGAACAAAAGUGAGUUGCAGAUACUUGAAUAAAAUUCAGUAUCUCAACAUAA